AUAUAUGUACUGUAAUAAUAUCAUGUAGGCAAUUAGUUGGCAAUUAUACGAUAUAGCACGAGAUUAACAACUAAAGUGCACGGGUGACCAAUCCAUUUUUAUCGCAUAAGUAUAUCAACUUCCGGCAGCGUCGUCGAUGCCUCAAAAAAAAAAAGAAGAUAGUAGACUCGUUCACUCGUAGUCCGUAGAACUCGUUAGACGCUGUCGAGACGUUCGCGUGGCACACGAGACAUAAACGGUUCGGUAAUCGGUACAUUAUACAAUAAUUUUUUGACUUUUGAGUACAUGUAAAAAUGAGUAAAUUACUAUUCAUUAAUUCAAAUCGUGGAAAAGCUGCAGCCAUUUUCCAAAAGUAUUUUUAUACAGAAAGGAAAAUUCUGAAAAAUGGUGAGAUUAUAUUUAUGUGUCCGAAAAAAGAUUGCUAUGCCUCAAUAAAAAUUGAUGAACACCGACGUACGGUGUUGGAAAUACGCGGAGAACACACACGUCAUCUCCAAUUGACGGAUUCGGAGAUAGAAAAACACGAAAGAUGUGGGCAGAAAUUCCAUCAACUUUACCUAAAACUACUAAUGGACCUGAGGCAUUUCAUUCGCAUUAUAAUGCACAAUUUUACAGUACUCAUCCUUCAAUCUGGAAAGUAGGUAUGACAUUUUUAUAAAUUAUUAAUUUACUAAAAUUUAAUAUAUUUUGUUUUAUAUACUUAGGUAAUAGAAACGU
Acyrthosiphon pisum (pea aphid) is the source of this 717-nucleotide messenger RNA. RefSeq lists its product as uncharacterized. The record is from RefSeq and is a predicted model, not a curated record. Lineage: Eukaryota; Metazoa; Arthropoda; Insecta; Hemiptera; Aphididae. The transcript is spliced from 2 exons. The coding region runs from base 294 to 641 and encodes 115 amino acids.